AUGCGAGUGCCUGGGCCGAGUUCCGCGGCCACGGCAUCCAGCACUCGGGCGCCGGAGGUUUCACUGCGCGGGACAUCUAUAUCGGUACGAGCCGCAUCCGACCAACUGCUCGCCGACCUGCGCGUGACCGACCCACGCCACGACAAGCAGCGCAUCGAGACCACCAAGGGCGGCCUCCUCGAGGACUCGUACCGCUGGAUCCUCGGCCACCGCGACUUCCUGCGAUGGCGCGACGAUCCGCACACACGCCUGCUGUGGGUCAGGGGCGACCCGGGCAAGGGCAAGACGAUGCUCCUUUGCGGCGUCGUCGACGAGCUCGAGAAGGCAUCCCCAACGGCGCCCCCGGCCGCGUACUUCUUCUGCCAGGCCACCGACGAGCGUCUCAGCAGCGCGACGGCCGUGCUGCGCGGCCUCCUCUACAUGCUCGUCCGUCAGCACCCUCCCCUCAUCUCCUACCUGCAGGAAGAGUACAGGCACGCGGGCAGGCGCCUCUUCGAGGAUGUCAACGCUUGGUCCGCCAUGUCGCAGGCGCUCACGGCCAUGCUGGCCGACCCCGCCUUGGAGGGCAAGAUCCUCGUCAUCGACGCCCUCGACGAGUGCGUGACGGACAUGCAGCGGCUUCUCGGCUUCAUCUCGACGACGUCCCACGCCAAGUGGAUUGUUUCGAGCCGCAACUGGCCGGCCAUCGAGCAGACGCUGGACGGCACGGCGUCCAGCGUCGGCCUGCGUCUCGAGCUGAACGCAAACUCCAUUGCCGCUGCCGUGCGGGCGUACGUUCAACACAAAGUGAGUCAACUGACGCGGCUCAAGAAGUACGAUGGCCCCACCCGCGAUGCCGUGCAGAAGCACCUCAUCGACAACUCCGACGACACCUUCCUCUGGGUGGCCUUGGUCUGUCAAGAGCUCGCUAGCCGGGAGGUCCGAAAGCGACACACCCUCAGCGUCCUCGAGACGUUCCCGCCUGGCCUGGGGCCUCUGUACCAGCGCAUGAUGGACCACAUCGCCGACUCGAGAGACGCAGAGGCUGUGCAGAGAGAGAUCAUCGCGUCCUGCGGCUCGUUCCUCACGCUGCGCCAUGGGACUGUCUUUUUCGUGCAUCAGUCGGCGAAGGACUUCCUGCUGGGGCAGGCUUCUAUACGGAUCCUUCCAUCCGGGAUCGCAGACCAGCACCGCGCCAUCUUCUCCAAGUCCCUGGAGGUCCUGACCCGCCAGCUCAGACGCGACAUCUAUGACCUGCGCGCCCCCGGCGUCCUCAUCGGCGAAAUCUCCCCGCCCGACCCGGAUCCGUUGGCCCCUCUCGAGUACGCCUGCGUCCACUGGGUCGACCAUCUGCGCGACUCAAAAUUCGCGAACAGCUCGGGACACAGUGCCCUGCGGGACUGUGAGAUCAUUUCCGCCUUUCUCCAAAGGAAGUUCCUCCACUGGCUGGAGGCUCUAGGUCUCCUACGCAGCCUAUCGCAAGGAGUACUGGCCGUGCAGAGCCUUGAGGCGCUCGUGACAAGCACGGGAACGCGCCGACUAGCCGACUUUGUCCGAGACGCCCGUCGAUUCGUUCUAUCGCACAGGGCAGUUGUGGAGAUGGCUCCGCUACAGGUGUACCUGUCGGCCCUCGUGUUUAGCCCGAGGGGUAGCAUCGUGAGGCAGCUGUACGAAGGUGAGGCGCGGGCGUGGAUGAGGGUGAUGCCACCAAUGGCAGCGGAUUGGAGCGCAUGUCUGCAGACGCUCGAGGGCCAUCGCGUCUUCGUCAGUUCGGUGGCCUUCGCACGUGAUGGGCGGCACCUAGCGUCGGGGUCCCAGGACACGACCGUCAAGGUCUGGGAUACGGCGACGGGCGCGUGUACGCAGACGCUUAAGGGCCAUGGCGGCGCCGUCAACUCGGUGGCCUUCGCAGCCGAUGGCCGGCGCCUCGCGUCAGGGUCCCGCGAUAAGACCGUCAAGGUCUGGGAUACGGCGACGGGCGCAUGUCUACAGACGCUCGAGGGCCAUGGCGGCGCCGUCAGCUCGGUGGCCUUCGCACGUGAUGGGCGGCACCUAGCGUCGGGGUCCCAGGACACGACCGUUAAGGUCUGGGAUACGGCGACGGGCGCGUGUACGCAGACGCUCGAGGGCCAUGACGGCGAUGUCAGGUAUCAUAUCGGUCGCGAUAACACCUGGAUCAUGAGAGACAACUUUAGGUUGCUGUGGCUUCCUCUAGAGUAUCGGCCGAGUACAACCGCAGUGACUGGACCAAGUGUCGCGCUAGGCUGUCGGUCGGGACGAGUACUUUGCAUGACUUUCUCGACGUGGCAGACGGGGAUCUAG
This is a messenger RNA of Sodiomyces alkalinus F11, 2301 nucleotides long. RefSeq lists its product as hypothetical. The record is from RefSeq and is a predicted model, not a curated record. The coding region runs from base 1 to 2301 and encodes 766 amino acids. Gene Ontology annotation, molecular function: protein binding. The transcript has 5 exons. Lineage: Eukaryota; Fungi; Ascomycota; Sordariomycetes; Glomerellales; Plectosphaerellaceae.